This is a messenger RNA of Cucurbita maxima (winter squash), 810 nucleotides long. RefSeq names its product transcription factor CYCLOIDEA-like. Gene Ontology annotation, biological process: regulation of secondary shoot formation. Lineage: Eukaryota; Viridiplantae; Streptophyta; Magnoliopsida; Cucurbitales; Cucurbitaceae. Gene Ontology annotation, cellular component: nucleus. The transcript has 2 exons. The coding region runs from base 1 to 810 and encodes 269 amino acids. Gene Ontology annotation, molecular function: DNA-binding transcription factor activity; sequence-specific DNA binding. The record is from RefSeq and is a predicted model, not a curated record.
AUGGGUUCUUCAAGCUAUAAUCUCAACCCUUUUCCUUACUUUCCUUCUCCUUCCACUGCUUCCUAUAAUCUCCCUCUCUCAAUUCCUUCACUUCUCAACUCUGAGCCAACAGCCACAACUUUCAAUUUCCAUCAACCCCACCAAGAUCCUGUCUCUUUUUUGGCUCCCUAUCUUCCCAUUGGCCACUUCUCGACGUCCACAACACCGGAGGCCGUGAUCAAUUUUGCGGUGGCGGGGAGCAACGUUCAAGCUUUUGGCAACAUUCCGAGUGCUUCUGGGGCGAGAAUGGGGUCGGGGAAGAAGGACCGACAUAGCAAGAUUUACACGGCUCAAGGUUUACGGGAUCGGAGAGUGAGAUUGUCCAUUGACAUAGCUCGUAAGUUCUUUGAUUUGCAAGACAUGUUAGGGUAUGACAAAGCAAGCAAAACCCUAGAGUGGCUUUUUAGCAAAUCCAAAAAAGCAAUUAAAGAGCUUUCAAGGACCAAAUAUGGAAAUUUUGAGGUUGUUGGUGGAGCUAGAAGAAUGUCUUUGGCUUCAGAUGUUGAAGAAGAAGAGGAAAUGACUAAUAAAGUUGAAGUUUUUAAUCUUCUUGCUAAACAAUCAAGAGCCAAGGCUAAGGAGAAGAAGCAAGUGGAUGAUGAAAACGGUGACGACGACGACGGAAAAAUCGACGUUCAUGGCGGUGAAACUUCAAAUCUAUCAAUGGAGGAAUCCUCGUUCAUGAACAAGAGAAAACUUUAUGCGAAAAAGUUCAUCGAGGACGAUGAGAUGAAAUUGCCUCAAAAGGGCAUCUCCAAGAACCCUCCAUGA